This is a messenger RNA of Saccostrea cuccullata (small rock oyster), 779 nucleotides long. RefSeq lists its product as uncharacterized. The record is from RefSeq and is a predicted model, not a curated record. NCBI's taxonomy places the organism in Eukaryota, Metazoa, Mollusca, Bivalvia, Ostreida, Ostreidae. The transcript is spliced from 3 exons. Bases 198 to 779 code for a protein of 193 amino acids.
GUGAUAAUAAAUCUCAAUUUAAGCAUAUUUUAAUACCCCCCAAAACCAUCUUAUUAUUUACAAAACUAUUUAAAACAAUAAACUAAUGAAUUUCUAGUGCGUAAUGGAUCACAUGAGUAAGAAUACUUCUUUAAAAACUACGAUGACAGCUAGCUAAUUAUCUUUCGCCACGGAAUCUGACGUCGCAAUCGUCAUUGAUGACGAAAGCGCUUCGGAGUCCGAAGAUACCCGAAGUGCAAGGCAAGAUGGAUUCCAGCGGGCAAGUUGGUCCUGAUACUGAUUCAAGCUCUGAUGAGCUUCCACCUGUUAGAGGUGGAAGAUUGGCAAGAGGGGUUUCGGCAAGAGGAGGUGUCCGUCAUGCCAGAGGCAGAGUGAGAUCUGGUCGUGCCAGGGGCAGGGGGCAGGGUGUUCGACGCGGCAGAAGGCAAACUACAGUAGAUAGGAGAGAUGUGGUUGCUGCAAGAAAUACUCAGUUACAAGAACGCAUUCAUAAUAUGCCAGAAAAUAACUUGAGAGAUCUGGUCUACCAACUCUGCCAGAGGAAUCCAAGUUUGGUUUUUGGUGUCCUGGAGGAGUGUAGCAAGGCCGAAAGGGGUGAACACCAUCCACCCCCUGCUCACAUGCAAGGGCAGCCUGACUGGUGUUGCUGUUCUCAUUGCAGGGAAAUGCCCACACAAGUAGAACGUGUCUGUUGUAACCAAACAGAGCAGAAUUCGCGGGAAUUGGAGUUAUGUCAGUUGGAGGAUCAUACUAGGGUUUACAAUGUCGGAAUAACAUAA